CGCCGUGUUCAGACACGUGGAAACCCCAAUCUGGAAGCCAUUACGUAUUGCAAACGACAAGCUUGUUUACGAUCUGAAACAAACGUAUCGUCCACUUGAAUCUGGAAGAAAGACCCGCAAACUUCUGAACAGUGAAUCUACGAUCUCUUUGGUAUACUUUUGUGUCUCCCACAACAGGAACAAUGUCGGAGGAUUUUGAUGUCGAGGCAAUGUUGGAGGCUCCUUUCAAUAAAGAGGGAGAAAGAAAAGGAAGUGGAUCUCAUGAAGACAAGAAAAGAAAGAAGAGGAGCCCAAGUAAAAGCCGUGACAGAAAAAGAGAUCGAGAUAGAGAUCGCGAUAAGAAACGAAAAGGCGGUGAACUCCGGAGCAAGAGUCGAGAUAAACGGAGCAGAAGCAGGGAUCGAGAUCGUCGACGUCGAAGCAAGGAAAAAGAAAGACGUAGAAGUAAAUCUCCAAUCAGGAAGAGACGCAGUCGAUCAAAAGAAAGACGUCGACCAAGAAGUAUUAGCAAGAGUCCAGUCAGAGAGACCCUCCCUGAGUUGACUCCAGAAGAAAGGGAUGCUCGGACAAUAUUUUGUAUGCAGCUGUCGGCGAGAAUUAGACCAAGAGACCUGGAAGAAUUUUUCUCUUCGGUUGGAAAGGUCCGAGAUGUACGUCUUAUUACAGACAACAAGACUCGGCGGUCAAAGGGCAUUGCGUAUGUGGAGUUUGCAGAAACUGAUUCAGUGCCUCUCGCAAUGGGUCUUAACAAUCAAAAGCUUCUGGGUGUUCCAAUCAUUGUACAGAGUUCUCAGGCAGAGAAGAACCGGACUGCCAGCAGCACUAGCUUAUUACAGAAGGGUACAUCAGGUCCCAUGAGGCUCUAUGUUGGCUCUCUUCAUUUCAACAUUACUGAAGAUAUGUUGAGGGGCAUCUUUGCUCCAUUUGGUGAGAUUGAUGACAUCAAAUUAAUUCGGGAUCAUGAAACUGGACGUUCGCAAGGUUAUGGUUUCAUGUCGUUUACUGAUGCAGAAGAUGCAAAGAAGGCACUUGAACAGUUGAAUGGGUUUGAGCUUGCUGGUCGACCAAUGAAAGUAGGCCAUGUUACAGAAAGAACAGCAGAGAGUCAGGGAGCAUCGAUACUUGACAGCGAUGAGAUGGAUCGGGCUGGUAUUGACCUCGGGGCCACAGGCAGACUCCAACUUAUGGCCAAGCUUGCUGAGGGUACGGUCUUCCAGAUCCCUCAGUAUGCAGCUAAUGCACUCAAUCAAGCUGGCACUGCACCAGGUGCAACCCUGACUGCAGCUGUGGCCAAUGCCACAGGCUCGGCAGCACCAACAACACCAGCUCCAGCAGCAGGGAGUGGGGCCCCUCCUAUAGCAACACAGUGCUUCAUGCUUUCCAACAUGUUUGAUCCUAACACUGAGACACGAAGCAGCUGGGAUCAAGAGAUCCGAGACGAUGUGAUAGAAGAAUGUAAUAAACACGGAGGAGUAUUGCAUAUUUAUGUGGACAAGGCUUCACCACAGGGCAAUGUUUACGUCAAGUGUCCAAGUAUUGCUGCUGCUGUUGCAUCAGUCAAUUCCCUUCAUGGAAGGUACUUUGCUGGUAGGUAUUUCAAAUAUUUUGCAUCCCCCUCAUAAAUUGCAUUGCUCCUU
Haliotis rubra (blacklip abalone) is the source of this 1637-nucleotide messenger RNA. Its product is annotated as RNA-binding protein 39-like. The record is from RefSeq and is a predicted model, not a curated record. Gene Ontology annotation, cellular component: nucleus. The coding region runs from base 183 to 1622 and encodes 479 amino acids. Gene Ontology annotation, biological process: mRNA processing. The transcript is spliced from 11 exons. Gene Ontology annotation, molecular function: RNA binding. NCBI's taxonomy places the organism in Eukaryota, Metazoa, Mollusca, Gastropoda, Lepetellida, Haliotidae.